AUGACCGGCAAGAAGCCGUCCGUGGCCGAUCCCGACGCGUACGACGCGGCCAACAUCGACGACGACAAGGGCCCCGACGCCGAGAACGCCAAAGAAGGAGACCACAUUGAUGGAAUGGACGCCGACCCGACCAAGGCCCAGCGCCUGCUGCUCCUUGGCCCCGUGGCGGCCGGCAUCGAGUUUGACGUUUUCCACUUUGUCGCUCGCAAGCUGAACGACUACGUACACGACAAGCAGUGGGAACAGACCGAAGUGCUCUGGGUGAACUGGAUGCGCGAGGAGCCCCUCACGGUGGUGGCCGGCAACGCCCUGCUGUCCAACAUCAUCUACAACCAGGAGCACUUCCUCUCCGUCUUCGUUCAGGUGCUCAAGAUCUACAAUGCCGCCAAGGCUCCACUCUCGUACGUCGCCCGACAUCUGUAG
Molecule: messenger RNA, 423 nt
Organism: Acanthamoeba castellanii str. Neff
Lineage: Eukaryota; Discosea; Longamoebia; Acanthamoebidae
Exons: 3
Coding region: 1-423 (140 amino acids)
Source: RefSeq, a predicted model, not a curated record